Messenger RNA from Tetrahymena thermophila SB210, 944 nucleotides. Its product is annotated as antioxidant, AhpC/TSA family protein. The transcript is spliced from 2 exons. Gene Ontology annotation, cellular component: cytosol. Lineage: Eukaryota; Ciliophora; Oligohymenophorea; Hymenostomatida; Tetrahymenidae. The record is from RefSeq and is a predicted model, not a curated record. Gene Ontology annotation, biological process: cellular response to stress; response to oxidative stress; cell redox homeostasis. Gene Ontology annotation, molecular function: thioredoxin peroxidase activity.
AUUGAUUUGCAUACUUCAUAAAGAUCUUUUUUUGAUGGAAAUAAGAUAUAAUUUCAAAUUAAAUAAAUAAUUUAAUAAUAUAAGAAGAUCAUUUGAAAUAUAUAAAAUGAAUAAAAAGGUUAUUUUGGUUUUAGCAGUCAUUUUAGCAGUUGCUUUGUGCGAAGAGUCUCUUGCUAAGUAUUAAUUCAUUCCUAAGGUUACUCAACCCCGUCAAAAGGCUCCUUUCUUCUCUGCAAUUGCUGUUCAACCUAAUGGCAAGUUCGAAACUGUAUCAUUGAAUCAAUAUGCUGGAAAAUACUUAGUUAUUGUUUUCUAUCCUUUCGAUUUCACCUAUGUUUGCCCCACUGAAUUGGUUGCUUUCUCUGAUGCUAUUGAUUAAUUCAAAGCAAUUAACGCCGAUGUUAUUGCUAUCUCCACUGACUCUCACUUCACUCACUUGGCCUGGAUUAAGACUCCUAGAACCGAAGGUGGUGUUGGAAACUUGAAGAUUCCCCUCCUUGCAGAUAUUUCAAAGAAAAUCUCAAAGGCUUAUGGAGUCCUCGUUGAAGAUGAACUUGACGAAUUAUAUGGUGCUGCUUUAAGAGGUCUUUUCAUUAUUGAUGGAAAGGGAACCAUCAGAACUGUUUAAAUUAACGAUGCUCCCGUUGGUAGAAGCGUUGAAGAAACUUUGAGAUUAAUCAAGGCCUUCUAACACACUGAUACUCAUGGUGAAGUUUGCCCUGCUAACUGGUAACCUGGUCAAAAAACCAUCAUUCCUGAUUAAGAUUAAAAGAUCAAGUACUUCUCUAACGAAAAGAAGGAUCUUUGAGGAAAAAAUUAUUUUAAAAAAAUCAAAUUAAUGAUAAAUUCUAUCUUAAAUGAUAAAUAUGUUUUUUUUAUGUCAUUUGAUAAAUAAUAUGUUAAUAUUGACCAACUGACAAACUGAUAGUAUGAAAAAUUUUAAU